GUGAGGCCGUAGUUGUCAACGCAGACCUCAGCCUUCGCUCCAUGGGGCCGAUUUCAGAACUCAAUAUGAUGUACACACUUGAUUGCUAUUUCCGACAAAGAUGGAUCGACCGGCGACUGGCGAUGAAUGUCUCUCUGGAAAAUUUAACCCUAGGGAUAAAAAUUCUGGAGAGAAUUUGGCACCCUGACACCGUGUUCUACAACGGUCAGAAAAGCUUCCUCCAUUCGAUCACCUCCCACAACAGGUUUCUUCGGAUCGGCAUCAACGGUUCGGUGCUGUUUUCUCAAAGGUUGACUGUUCAAGCUACCUGCCGCAUGAACCUGGAAUACUUCCCCAUGGACGUGCAGAAUUGUCCGCUCUUGUUUGGCAGUUUUGCCUACACAACUGAUGACGUCACAUACACAUGGCGCUACGGACACAGCGGCUCCAUUGAGCUGGCGCCAGAUCUUCGCCUGUCCCAGUUUGACCUUAUAGGAUUUCCAGUGACAAACUACACUGGGCACUUGAAAGGGGGUGAGCCGGCUGUUGCUCUUCCGCUCUAUUUUUCCUUAUUUCAUGAACUAUGUCUGCCUAUCGUUCUUAUUCCUCUAGCGCCACACACUGUGCUCUGUGUUACCUUCAAGCUGAGCCGACAUACCGGAUACUUCCUAAUAAACCUCUACCUCCCGUGUUGCCUUCUGGUGGUUCUGUCUUGGGUGUCCUUUUGGAUCAACAGGGAGGCCACAGCAGACAGGAUAGCACUUGGCUCCACCACUGUGCUGACCAUGACCAUCAUUGGGAUAGAGAACAAGAGCCAGCUGCCCAAGGUCUCCUACGUCACGGCCAUGGAUGUCUAUGUGGCCCUCUGUUAUGUCUUUGUCAUCGCCACAACCAUUGAGUUUGCCGCGGUGCAUUAUUUUACUAAGUACGGUACUGGAGAGCCACGCCUGGUGCCCAAUGAUGACGACAGUUCGCUCGAUGAGAUUUCCGAAGACAACUUGAGCCUGGAUUCCCCUGCCUUGAGAAACGGAAAGUUUAAAGUUCAGGCGUACCCUUGGCCUCCAAACGUAGCUAAUGUCAAGGUUGGGAUCAUGGCCAAGUUGUGUCACUGUCUCACCAGGACAAAGAGGAAAAGAAGCGGAUACAAAGGGAAACUAACUGCGUUCAGCAACAGCGUCAGCCAGGUUGAUCGAGCAGCCAGGGUGUUAUUUCCCCUGACCUUCACUAUGCUGAAUGUGGUCUACUGUAUAGCCUACUACUUGUGGGCGUUCUCAGGGGACUGA
Molecule: messenger RNA, 1262 nt
Organism: Candidula unifasciata
Lineage: Eukaryota; Metazoa; Mollusca; Gastropoda; Stylommatophora; Geomitridae
Source: the annotation of a GenBank genome assembly